UCUCUCUCUCUCUCUCUCUCUCUCUCUCUCUCUCUCUCUCUCUCUCUCUUAUAUCAUCAUUCUUCCAAAAGCUCUUGCUUUUCAAUCAUUUCCUUCUAUUCGCCAAUCGAUUUCCUCACCAUAGUUACAUGCAAAAAGUUUAAAUCUUUGCAAAAAAGAAAAAGGAAAAAAAAAUCUUCAUUUUAGCUGUAAACCAUAUCCAGAAACAAUAAAUUCCUCAAAAGAGUUCAAUUUUUUGGCUUUUCAGUUGACACUGAUUCCACUGCUUCGUUCAUUGCACAAAGCUCAAAACAAGAUCCAUGGAGUUCAACUUUUAAUCUUUGAUCGACCAAAAAUGAAGGAAACCUUCAUCAGGAUUUCAAGUAAUUUAGUGUUUCUAGCUUUCUUUUCUCUCAUUUCGCUUCCGUCUUUGUUUUCACAACUGAAUACAGGAGAUUCAAGAAUCCUUUUUCAAGUUCAACAAAAACUCGAGUACCCACAAGUUCUUCAAGAAUGGGGAAACUGGACAAAUUUCUGCUUUCUGCCUUCAAAUCCCAGUCUAAUGAUUGUUUGUUCAGGUAAUCGCAUCACUGAAUUAACCAUCGUUGGAAACAAAACAAAACCACUUUCUCCCAGUUUUUCGAUCGAUUCUUUCUUUACUGAUCUUACAAAGCUUUCAACUUUAAAGAAAUUGACACUUGUAUCCCUAGGUUUGUGGGGUACCCUACCCCCUAAGGUUGAUAGAUUUUGGAGUCUUGAAGUUAUGAACUUUAGUUCCAACUUCAUUAAUGGUGAGAUCCCAUCUACCAUUUCGACAAUUAAAAAUCUCACUGUUGUUAAUUUGUCAAAUAAUUUGUUUAAUGGGAGUGUACCAGAUCUAAAGGGAUUGCAGAAUCUUGAAGUUAUUGAUUUGGGUAGUAAUCGUUUAGGUCCAAAAUACCCUUCUUUGAGUUACAAUCUUGUGUCGAUCACAUUGAGAAACAAUUCAAUCAGGAUCGAAAUCCCUUCGGAUUUUGUGAAAUUUGUUCAUCUUGAAAGACUUGAUAUUUCCUCAAAUAAAGUUGUGGGUCCCAUUCCUUCCUCUUUGUUUUCACUCUCUUCGAUUCAGUAUCUCAAUUUAGGCAACAAUCAAUUCAGUGGAGCAUUGCCUGCGAACUUAACAUGUACCAAAAAUCUAGGGUUUGUAGAUCUUUCUAAUAAUCUUUUGAUUGGGAAAUUACCAUCUUGUAUUGGAUCAACGAAUCGAACAGUUAUUAGCACAUGGAAUUGUUUAACGAAUUCAACUUCAAAGUAUCAACAUCCCAAAAAAUUCUGUCAAAAAGAAGCGAUAGCUGUUUUGCCUCCAAAGAGAAAUGGUGAAAAUAAGAAAGAGGAGACUACUUUGAAGCUUGGGGUUGUUCUUGGUAUCAUUGGGGGCAUUGUGGGAAUUUUGGGAUUGAUUGGGUUGUUGAUUUUGGGUAUUUAUAGAAGACGAGUUGCUAAAAGGGCAAAACAAUUCCGAUCUGAUAGUUUCGCUCUCGACAAGAAUGCUGUUCGUACUCCUUCUUCAGUGCCAAAAGAUGGGCGUAGACCCCAAACGAUGAGGACAGCGGCGCUAGGUCUACCACCAUACACCAUAUUUACACUCGAAGAAAUCGAAGAUGCAACAAACAACUUUGAUUCUUCAAAUUUAAUGGGAGAAGGAUCUCAAGCACAACUUUAUAAAGGGUGGCUAAGGGAUGGAACAAUAGUGUUGAUCAAAUGUUUAAAGUUAAAACAAAAACAUUCGACUCAAAACUUGCAACAACAUAUGGAAGUGAUUUCUAAGCUUAGACAUCGACAUCUCGUGAGUGUUCUUGGUCAUUGCAUCGUGUCAUAUGUUGAUCAUCCUAAUUCGGGUAGUACCGUGUUUGUUGUUCUUGAAAAUGUUUCAAACGGAUCUUUGAGAGAUCAUCUUACAGAUUGGAGAAAGAAAGAAAUCUUGAAAUGGCCACAUAGAAUGGGAAUCACAAUGGGAAUUGCAAGAGGAAUUCAAUUCUUGCAUACGGGAACUCAACAUGGGAUUUUUGGGAAUGAUUUGAGCAUUCAAAGUGUGUUGUUGGAUGAUAAUUUAACUGCUAAAAUCAGUAGUUAUAAUAUUUCAUUGUCAUCAAAGGUUGGUUCUGAAAGCCCUUUACAUGGCCAUGAUACAUCUUCCCAAGUUUCUCAAAGGCCUAUGAAUCUAGAAAAAGAUGACAUAUAUCAAUUUGGAGUCAUCAUCCUCCAACUCAUUACAGGAAAACCGGUCGACUCAGAGGAUGAGAUAACUGAGCUCAAGAACGAGCUAGAGAUUGGGUUAAUGGAGUCUCCAACAAAACUUAAAGAGGCAGCGGAUUCAUCGAUAAGAGGAACAUUUGCUUAUGAGUCCAUGAAAACAGCUGUUCAAAUAGCAAUAAAUUGUCUUAAUGAAGAUGUUAAUGUGCGUCCAUCGAUUGAAGAUGUUCUUUGGAAUAUGCAGUAUUCAGUUCAAGUUCAAGAAGGAUGGAAUAGCAGUGGUAAUCUAAGUACAAAUUUGUAAAGAUGUUUUACUUGAUGCCAAUGUGUUUUUGACAAAAAUGGGAACACUCGAUCCACUUUCUUGUGGAAAAAAAAACAUGGUGAUUGAAGUAGUUUUGGUAUAUUGUGUAGGGUGGGCCAUGGAAUAAAGAUUUUUUUUUAAGUUAUGAUAUAUCAUUAUCAAUCUUUAAAGUUGCUAUCA
Messenger RNA from Lactuca sativa (garden lettuce), 2695 nucleotides. RefSeq names its product putative LRR receptor-like serine/threonine-protein kinase At1g14390. Gene Ontology annotation, biological process: protein phosphorylation. Lineage: Eukaryota; Viridiplantae; Streptophyta; Magnoliopsida; Asterales; Asteraceae. Gene Ontology annotation, molecular function: protein binding; protein kinase activity; ATP binding. The record is from RefSeq and is a predicted model, not a curated record.